Messenger RNA from Trypanosoma cruzi, 7023 nucleotides. RefSeq lists its product as uncharacterized. The transcript has a single exon. NCBI's taxonomy places the organism in Eukaryota, Euglenozoa, Kinetoplastea, Trypanosomatida, Trypanosomatidae. Bases 1 to 7023 code for a protein of 2340 amino acids. The record is from RefSeq and is a predicted model, not a curated record.
AUGAGUGGCAUCGCUUUUACGUCAUACACAGAGCUCUGUUUGGGCCACGGUAAGCAGCCUGGAUACGCUCGGGUAUUGGCUUGUCGCCGCUACGGUCCGGUAAGGGGAAAGGAAGACGAAGUCGCCGCGGUAUUUCUGGACGAAAAGAAGAAUAAGCUUCGAGUGUGGCGUGAGCGAAAAGGAAUUACAACACUUCGAGGAGCGGGAAAGUACACGACCCGUAUUAUUGACACGGCGACUGAUGGUCUUUUUGCCGCGUUGUUUUUCCAUCAUGAUAAAGGAAGACGCUUGGGUCUAGCCAUUGUGCAGCUCAGCUUGUCCAGCGCGACACGCCUAGCCGGGGAACCUGUGGAUUGUAGCGACAAACUGGAUGCCGUUCUCGCGGCCUUGGUGUCACGCGAAAAAAAAGGUAAGGAAACAACUGCGCAAUUGCAGAUUUGCUGCUCAGGCCUGAAACAGACGGAUUCAGGGCUGGUGGUGAGUCUCGUGGUGUCCACACGUACUGGGGAACUAUACAUUGUGAUUGGGUCCGUUUGGGAAAACAAAUGGAGGUGUUUCGGGUUAGAUGCUGCAUUUGGAAUGCCCGCCUCCUUGUGUAUUCAAAGUGAUCGCGUUGUUUCUGUUCUGAGCUGUGCGGUAGGUCCACCAAUCGACCACGCGAUUGCGGUAACGUCCCCAACAAUAGAGUUGGCAUUGUCAGUCUUUGAGGCAACGAAUGUGGUCUCCGACGACAACGAAAAGAAGAGCUACGUGUCAUCACGACCAGCAGGAUUACAAUACUGCGUUAUGCUUCAUGAGGCUAUUUUUUCUUUAGAUGACGGCGACCCAACGAUUCGUGUUUGUUAUCAAAGUCAACUUUUCCUUCUGCCUGAAGGAGAGGGAGGUGUAUGUGUUACCCCUCUCUGUCGCAUAUACGCUGAUAGCGAGCUGCAGCGGUACGCCGUUGUUGUCUCUCUAGCUUCGCAGAGUUACUUGGUGCACUUGAGGCGAUCUCCGUUUAAUAUGGAGCUGGUAAGUGGGUGUACCAAACUGGGGUUACAGAGUCCUCCAAACAGCGUGGUGUGGCUGAGGCUGCAGCACCCCUUACGGCCAGAGGGGGGCUUACAAAUUGUUCUUGUACUUUCCCAAGACUACCGUCUUUAUGCCGCAGAGGCAUUUGGAAAGGCCAUAAACGUGGAGGUGGGAGACGGAAGCAACAUGGUUCGUUUUAUUCCUCCGGCCAAAAGUUGUUUUGGUGACGAACAAACGGUAGAAAGUUUUACAGAUUCCACACGUCUUGUGCGAGUUGGUGAAAAUGAGCUUCUUUGUUCCAACGGACUUUUGGCUGUGGUGCUGCGGGUGACAGCUCUUGAUAUCGAUGGGGACAUGCCGUGCGAAGGUUUUCUCCCCUCAACCAUCGAUGAUGCGAUGCCAGAGAGACGGAUUGUGACUCUCGUGAAAAGCCUUUCACACAUUGAGAAGAAUUCGAAUUUGAGCCAAACAGAACUUUUCCAGCUUGUAUUUCAGCGGGUUCUGCCGUUGUUGCGACUUGCCGGGUCGUGUCAACGAGAAGUGUUCUUGGCUCAGCGGGUGUUUCAAGCUCUUCUAAGUGCUGCCGCCCCCAAAUCUGCUUCGGAUUGGAGGAAUCUUUGGGGACUCACCAUGUUGUUACAAAGAACCCUUUCAAGGCGGGACCUUGACCACUCCGUGGUCUACACCGACAUGUUCUUUGUCCAGUUAGCGGAUAAUUACGUUCGUUUUCAAGGGACUUUGGCUGAACAAGAGCAAGCAGAUGAGGCCCUUCUAAGUGUCGUGUCGGACGAAUUAAAAUGUACGUGGAAAAAGUUUGUACAAGAACAGGACGAUGAUAUCUCUUUUGUGCUUGAUAGUUUGGCAGAGCGUGUUUCACUUAUUAUUCUUGCGGAGGAAUGCGUACGCCGCAUGGUUGUGAUCUCCGCUUUAACCAACGGGACACACGUGGUUUCUGUGGGGAACCGACUUUCUCAUGUCAUCCACACCAUCGCUACUGCUCUAUUGGCCUCCUGUUUGGAGGUACCAGUGUACAUCAACGAAGAUAAUGAGGGAAGAAUGUUCUGUCAAAUGAAACAAGUGGGAGAGAAAUCGCUUUUUCUGCCACCGUACCCAUUCAAGGAUCGUGCAGAGUUUGAAUACGCAAUGACACUUUCGACGGAUCUUCUUUGUGUCACAUCCCCAGAUACACACGCAACGGUGUAUCCUACGGCGUUGCUUUCAAUGCUGCAGUCAAGGCGAUAUCAUGUUGUUUCUGCAUUUUUGCAGAUUUUUACUGCUCCUUUAACGGAGUGUUUGAUGCCACUUGGGUCUAUUUGCAACAAUGCCCAGCUUCUCACGGAGUGCUCAGCGGCAGUUUUUCUUACAGAGGCCACACUCUUUGAAAAUAUCCUCUCCGAACCUGCACCGUCAGACAUUCUUUGUGUUCUCUGUGGUGGUUCAUUGCGUAAUGAUUACUUCAAUACAGAACUUUGGCGUUACAUAGAGGGCAUUCUAAGUAAAGAUACACAAGCCGUCAUUGUUGCUGCUGUAAUUCACGCGAUGACAGACCGACUAAUUGCCUCCCAAAACAACUAUUCAGCGAGUGUGAUCAAGGUGCUUAUGAAGGAGGGAUUGAAGAACCCGUUGCAAGAGGACGCGUCGGUGGAAACGUGCCGAAAGAGGUUGAGGAUCAUGUUGGAUCGUCUGGAACAUCUUUGGGCUUGUGUUGCUCCAUGGCUGCCGUACAAAUUGGAGGAUAUCGCGAGUAACGUGCUCACCUCUAACGCUGCCGUGCAGAACGAAAAGCACAAAGGAAAAACGAUAUCCAAUGAUUCCGUCGUUUUCCGCACUUGUGUUCUGUGCUUUCGUUUAUUGGCUUUAAUUGGAUACUCGCAACAUACGGAGGAGGAAAUCACGGAGCUGACAAAACAGGCGACGGGUGACGCCUCGAUUCUUGCUCGUGUGGCUUCUGUGCUGCUUCAAGCCAUUGACAAUCUUAACGGGACCGCGCUGCCGGUUGAGUCUCUCCAGUGGCGGUGUGUAGAUCUCGCGGCGAUGUCAGUGCCCAUGUGCGCCGCUACUCCAGGCCUGGCUGGUUUUAUGCAGGAGGUGCUUCAACAGUCAGAGGCCUCUUUGACUGUCAUUACACCACUUAAGCAGUAUUACUACACCGUCCUGGAUCGCCUCAUGGAGGUGGCAGAAGCGAAUGGCAACGGUGGCGCUGGUGCGCCGUUCGCCGAGUUGCGGGUGCAGAUGAGGGAGAGGAAGAAGGGGGCUUCCCCCACGACCAAGAAGUCCAUCCAGUACUUUCUUUGGUCAAAGGGUGGUGGCGCGGAUGUACCCGAAUGGCCGGGCGAUCACAAGCUGCCCAACCGUCGGUACUUGAUCAACACUGAGUGGCCGGACACAAUGUGGCCAAUUGAAUUUGUGCCUCAGUUUCUUGAGGAAUGUCUCGCCCGCACCCAGGAGCGUAUUCACGGCUGUGACACCACGGAUUGCCCGAAAGAGGGAUAUUCCUCGCCGCAGUUCUCUCAUGCACUAUUCCACCAACUCUGCACGCUCUCUCCGCCUGUGCGGAACCAUGCUUUGAUAGCGCCUUCUGAAACGACAGGGGCGGUGGCGAAGAGGUCUGUGCCAACUCUUUCUCAGGAAAUUCAUGUCGGCAGAGAUGGCAGGUUUCCCUCCAGUGUUGAUUCUGCUUCUGUUCCUGUCGCGCCGUCAACAGCACGUUGGAAAACCUCACCUGAAUUGAGGCCACUGGCCACGAAUUCUCCACAUGUUUCAGGGAACGAUGAUGCCUUGACAACUAGUUCAUCGGCUUUGUCUUCCUCACCGGCACGAGUUGCGCGUUCCCCUCCACGAUUUUCAGUUAGCGGCGGUAGUCUUGGUGCCGCAGCCGCAGCCGCAGCGGCCAAUGCGCUUUUCCCACCAGAAAGGGUUGCGUGGUGGGAAACUGAAGACACGUUCGAUGAAGCUGCUAGACGGCAGAGCGCCAUUCAGGAGACACUGAAGGAUAUAAACAUUGAGAUUACCACAACUGCUACGUCGUACACAACGGCGACUAGUGAAAUUGAGAUGCAUUAUCCCGGAGAAUUUGAAAAAAGCACUCGUUCAAUGAGUUUUUCACCAAACCGCUGCAAAAGACAUAACGUGCAUCACUACCGCUGUGCCAAACAUCGAUUAAAUGGGAUUCAUAUGAAGGAAAAGUAUCGUUCUGGGAGUCGGUCUUGUCAUGGACAUACACGUUUGGGGCGGGAGUCAUCCCACGUUAUUUCAUCGGCUGCACCCAAAGAAAAGGCGUUGAUGAAUUUUAAACUCCUGCAAUUUAAAAAUGUACUUCGACCCCCAGAGUUGCCAUUAAGCAUGGCCACAGAGGAAAGGAUAAAACUUGUAGAACCAGGGAUUCCAAAAGGUAAAGACGACUUGACACCGCCUCAGCUGCUCUCUCUGCGGGGAAAGCCACACAUGCCUCGUGUGAAUUUGUUCGCGUGGAUCGGAGCUGAAAAGAACGAAGCUGAGGGUGAGGGAAAUGGCGCCGGCGGUAAGAAUGUGCUAACGGCCCGAUCACCUGGAUUUCUUGCGGGGCAACUCCUUCCCUUGCAAACUUUGACGCCACCAGGCUUGCCGCCAAGUUCUGUGUUUAUCAGUCCCUCUUCUUUGCUGACGCUCAAGGUUCCAGCAAAUGCACAUGCAACUUCACAGGAAUCGGCUCCCCGGGCCAUGGAGGCUAAUCGAGCACAAGAAGAAGAUCUUCGUGUUGUAGACACUGACGAGGCAUUAGGUCCCAUCAGUUCUACUAUCCUCAAUGUCCCCGUCACUCCCGUUCCGUCCACAGUGCAGCAGAAAGUUCCCAUUAAUGUCACUGCCCCAUUGUUAACGUCUAUUUCUUAUGAAACGAUGCCACCGUCUUCUUCUGACGAGAAACACACUGGGCUCAUGCGGAGUGGUGGUGCCGCAUCCGUUCCCAUAAGGAGGGAGGAAGAGGUGGUGAGGGAGUCAUUAAAGCCAGAAGUGCCGUUGCCACCGACAAUAUCCCAACCUGUUGCCACACCUGCCGAAGGGAAAGUUCGUUCAGUGACUCCACUGAAGGAACCUGUUCUGUCACCCUCAGAAAAGGUUGCGUUUCAAAAGUAUGUGGAUGAGCUGAAGGCCACAGGGACUGGCGCCGUCCCCGUGCCUGUACCGCCACCCAAGGUUAGAGAGUCUUCGCCUGCGUCAGCAACGCCCAUCAAACCUUUGGGAGUCUCUCGAGAAGCUCCCGAGCUGCGACAAGAGUAUGAUACCCUUGAGGUUGUGAAGGAACUACUCGCGAAGCACGAGGAACGGCAGGCGAAACAUUUCCAUGACGUCAUCGAGACGAUUCGAACAAGCAUACAGAGGCCCACACACCCCGAGGUGAAUUCCCAUUCUGCAGUUCAACCAACACAGGGAUUGAGCGCCAUGGAGCAGGCGGCGUUGGUGCGCCACACGAUUCAACAAAAGGACAAGCUCUUGAUGAUGAACCAGGAUCUACUGGAGCUUCAUGCGCGGGCUGAGCGUCUUGUCGCUUCUCCAGUGAGCAAAGAGGCCCAAACAUAUGCUUCCACACGCACUGUCGCGGGUGGUGAAAACGCUCGUCCGAUUUCACAGCCAACAGUUCCUCUGGCUGUUCCUUGGCAGGGUGCUAAUACGACCUCUGCGACUAAAGGUGAAGUUGCAACCAUGUCUUCUGGCGUCCAAGUUGGUGUGGGUCUGAAAAAGACGGACGACGCGACCACGAUGGCGACGGCACCCUCCCCAUCUCCAAUACCACCAGCAACCGAACAGGCCGCAGCAGAAGCACCAACAGCACCGGCGUCUCAGAUGAUUCAUGAUAAUCGCAAUGUUAUGACGAAUAUUGUUCCAGACCCUUCCUCGGCUAUGAGCAUCAAUCGUAGCUUGUCAAGUCUUUACCAAAUAAACGCAGAACUAUUACGUGUUAAUGCCACAGCCGCUGAUAUGGAACGAGCCAUUCAGGAGUCACGGGAACUUUUACAUAGGCACACUUCCUUGGGUAACGCGCAUAUGUCUGCUGUUGAGGGUUCUUUGAUGGUGGAUGCGAUGCGUCGGCGAACCGCUGCUCUCGAGCAGCAGCUUUCAACAAUGAACACCACCUCAGUGAAAAUCCCGUAUGGGGAAGAACAAAAGAGGGAGGGCGCCGAAAAGUGGCAUGCCCCGUCCGAGUUGGAAAGAAUUCCCAGUCAGCGAGUCUUCAUUUCUCCAACCGUGGAGGGUGGCAGCACCGUGUGUGUUGACGAGGGGGCGACACGGAAGACAUCCCCGCCUUGCCGCUUUGUCUUCACAAAUGAAAAUAUUGAGACUGAGAGUGAUUCUCUGCUGGGUUUUGACCCACCGCCACCUCCUUCCGUUCCAAAACAAGAGGCCACGAGGCAUAUAUUUCAGUCCCACACGGAGGAAAUUCUUCAUGGGGACUCGAUUGCUGUUAAUGCUGCCACCACGGAAGCAAAGGUUGUUCCCUCGCACACGUCAGCUUUUCUCUCGCGCGCGACAGAUCCUGUCUCUGUUAACCAUGCCCAAUCAUCAUCCGUGGACAGGAGAGGGAAUUCUUUGCAGCCCCGCACGAGCGGUUCGUCUUCAAGGCAGAUGAUGGAUUUGGCUCAGCUCUACAAGGCGGCUGAGUCGUCGAGCAUGAAGCUGACGCCCAGGAAGAGUGUGACUCCCCCCAGGACUCGGAUGAGGGUAGCGUCGUCGCCAGAACCAGUACCGGAGCGACUUUCCAUGUACAUGCCAAGUACGGCCAAGACAAAGACACGGCGCGCGAAUAGCAGUAGUAAGAGUAUUUUGCAUGCCUCUGAGCCACACCACCGUUCAUUGUCAACGGAGGGGAAAGUACCAACAACAACGGCAACCAAGGCGAACAAAACGGAGACAACGAUGGCACCCAAACGCAACAGUACAAAAGUUCCUUCAUCUGGUAGAGAGAGCAGACGACGGGACACACUUGCGCUGCAUACAUCCAGGCGUCUUGCGGAGCUUCAAAGAGCCCUCUUAUAG